Molecule: messenger RNA, 3858 nt
Organism: Suillus paluster
Lineage: Eukaryota; Fungi; Basidiomycota; Agaricomycetes; Boletales; Suillaceae
Exons: 11
Coding region: 161-3823 (1220 amino acids)
Biological process (GO): nuclear division
Cellular component (GO): cytoplasm; nucleus
Molecular function (GO): mRNA binding
Source: RefSeq, a predicted model, not a curated record
GACACGUUGUCCGACGUUUUCCGGUUUACUCAACAGCUUAGACUUGUUUCCUAUCAUCUUAAUUUUUUUUUUGGAUUUUUGGUCUACGGGUUGAGCCCAGCUCAACGCAGGUAUUUCUCGUCAUAGGUUCCGUGCUUUGGACACCCGUAAUCCUCGAAUCAUGCAACUCUCCGCAGCUGAACUCCAGAAGAGACACGAACUCGAAGGAGCUCCCGAUCCAUUCCCAUCUCUCGGCGAGGCGACACCCAUUAAGCCCAGACGUGGCGUUCAGGACUCUGCUGACGCAGACUCGGAUUUCCCAACUCUCGCCCCUUCCGCACCUGCCACCGCUUUACCUGGCAAGUCUGCUUGGGGCUCUGAUGCUGGCCCUCGCAUCAAGGCUACCAUCAAGGCUACACCAGUCAUUACAGAUUCUUUCACGAUCACUCAAGUCGAACUUCCUGUCAAGGAUGGCAAACAGACUUCGCUCGGUGAAGUCAUGAAGCAGGUCCUUACAAUGUUUAAGGUCAAAAUAGAGGCAUCGACAAAUCAGAGUCGGCAGACUACCUUCCACAUGAAGGCUGAGGUUCAAAAGGAGAUUGACAAGGCUAAGCGUCACCUGCUGGCCACUUUGAGCCCCAUGGUGACUUUGACUUUGAAUGCCCCCGCAUCCACCAUUCCUGCUAUAAUCGGUCUCAAAGGCGCUACUCUCAACAAGGUUCGCGAGGCUACAGGUGUCAAGGUCGAUAUUCCUCGGAGGGACGGUACAGCCAACGGACAUGCAAGCGGAACAACAAACGGAACUACUACCCCCAUCCCAGGCGAUGAGGAAGAGGAGGUUAUGAUACCCAUCACUAUCGUCGGCGCGCACCCGCUUGCCUUGGAAGCUCAGGCAACGUUUAAGGAGAUCAUCGCUUCUCGGACUUCGAAGAUUACCCAAAGGGUUCGAGACAUUCCGGCUCAUAUUCUACCUUUCGUCCUUUAUCGCCGCAGCCUCUUCAUCGAGUCAGCGCAAGGUCUCGAUGUUAAUCUCGCCUUAAACCAAUCUGAACGGGAGAUCACUGUCAGUGGAGAUCGCGAGGGCGUCAUUCGUGUUGUCGAGACCAUCAAAGCUACCAUCGAAGCAUUCAGGACGAGCAUAACUAGUCUUAAGAUGUCUUUACCCAAGCGCCAGCAUCGUCUUCUUGCUGGUAAAGCAGUCGACGAAAUCAUGGUGCAGAGCAAAUGUUUGGUUAUCGUUGCUUCCCCCGAGGAUCCUGGCGACGAGGUCACGGUGUGGGGCAUGGCAGAUGAUCUUCCUACUGGUUUGAGUGCUGUCAUGACCAAGGCGAAUUCGCAAUUCAUUCACGAGUUCCCUCUACCUGGUCCCCUGACGGUUUCAAAACAACUCCUCGCAUAUAUGACACGUAUCAACUACUCAAAGACCUUGGCUAAUGCACAUCCUGAUGCCUCGAUCUUUACACCAUCCCCUGCUACCAUUGCUCAAGCAUCAGUUCUCAACAUCGACAUUGUUGGUGAGAAACCGGUGGUGGACGCGGUGGUUAGGCAGAUCUCAGAGUUGAUUGGCAAACUCAUUGGUGCAACGAAGGAAGUUUCUAUUGAUUGGCUCAUCCACCGCGUUAUCCAGGGUAAAAAUGCUAAGAAAUUAAAGCAGUUCCACGAGGGGCACAAUGUUCAGGUUUUCUUCCCUCUGGAGUCUGCCGAGGAAUCUCAGGUUCUAUUGGUUUACGAUCCCCUUUCUCCUUCGGCGUCGCCCUCGCCUGUGGAGAAAGAGAAGCAUUUAGAUGAUGUCGCGAAAGAGCUCCUCAAGAUGGCCAAAGAAGUUGCGGAUGUGAAAAGCCAGACCAUCUCGGUCGAAAAACGCUGGCACGAAGCUGUCGUUGGUCAAGGAGGCACGACUUUGAAUGCUAUCAUCGGUGAGGACAAGACACUCUCUAUCAAGGUUGGUGCACAAGUUGGCGACGCAUCCGGCGAAGAUGUUAUCCUUGUCCGCGGCGCCAGCACCGAUGUCGAUCGUGUCAUCAAAGAGAUCCUGCAGGUCGUCGAGGAUGCUAAGAAUGAUGCCAUUGUCAGCAGCUAUUCCACCGAAUUUGACAUUGAUCGGGAGUAUGCUGGCCACGUCGUGGGCGCACAGGGCUCAGGCAUCAACAGGCUUCGCGAUAUUCUCGGUGUGAAGGUUGAUGUCUCGAACGAAUCUGAUGAGAAGGAAAAAGAGGCAGGCAAGAAAAAGAAGGCCGCUCAUCAGAAAUCCAAGGUCAAGAUUACUGGUCGUAAGGAAAACGUAGAGGAAGCCAAAAAACGGAUCUUGUCGCAAGUUGAGAGGCUUGCCGACGAGACUUCUGAAGUUUUGAAAAUCCCUAACCAGUACCACGCCCAGCUCAUUGGUCAGAGUGGCAGGUACGCCAUUCGGCUGGAGGAGAAGUACAGUGUCAAGAUCACAUUCCCUCGUUCAUUCACCGACAACGGGGAGGGUAAGACCAGGGAGCAACUCAAGCCUGAUGAGGUCCUUAUCAAGGGUGGCAAGAAGGGCGUUGCUGGUGCAAAGUCCGAGUUACUUGACGCUCUGGAGUUUGAGAAAGAAUCUAACAAAGUUCUCAAAUUCGAUGUCCCCAUUCGUGCCGUCUCCCGUAUCCUUGGCAAAGGCGGUGUCACCAUCAACGAGAUCAAGGAUGACACUGGCGCCCAAAUUGAUGUCGAUAAAACUAACGAUGGGAAUGGUACUGUCACGCAGAUCACGGUCCGUGGCACAAAGGAAGCAAUCAAUGCCGCAAAGAGCGCCAUCUUGGCUAUAGCUGAUCAAGUCGGCGAGGAAACCACAGCAUCCCUGGUCAUCGAAACCAAGUUCCACCGUACCAUUAUUGGUGCUGGUGGGCAGGGUUUGAAAGAUCUCAUCAUCCGGUGUGGUGGUCCUUCUGACACCAAACUCCAAGCUGGGCUUGUCCGGUUCCCUCGCCAGGGUGAAACUUCUGAUGAUGUUCGCCUCCGCGGAGAGCCCAACUUGGUUAACAGGGUCAAAGAAGAACUUGAGAAAAUGGUGGCCACUUUCCGUGACCGUGUUGUUCUGGCUGUGGAGAUUCCGGCGUCGCAGCACCGUACAUUGAUCGGCAGAGGUGGCCAACAUCUGAAUGACCUUCAGAACCGAUUUGGAGUUCAAGUGCAGUUCCCUGGGUCGCGUUCAUAUAAUCAACUCGACGGCCCCGAAAAUGCAAGUGAUGUGGCGGACACUGAUCCAGCCGACGUCGUCAAGGUUUCUGGUCCUCACAAAGCCUGUGAGGCGGCAAUUGCCGAGCUCAAGACCCAGGUGAAGCCUGCUGCUCCCGAGAGCGUGACGGCGAUCGUCUCAGUACCACUGAAGUACCACCACGCCAUUUCACAGCAGGGCCACUUCUUCCGUACUUUGCGCAACUUCGGGGUUUCCGUCGAGCAAUCUGCCAAGCCUCAGAAGCCAGCAGUCCCUACUGCUCCCCCUCAAAAUGGCUCUACGACCGCCCGUAUUGAUGAUACUGAGGAUGUGCCAUCCGUCGAAAUUCACUGGCACGUCGCUGAAAACUAUCUAGACGCUGAGGAAGGCGACUCUGAGUGGACUUUGAAGGGCAGUGACGCUGCUGGUCUGGAGCGGGCCCAGAGCCUCAUCCAGGAAGCUAUUGAGCAGGCUGCAGCCAUGACAUGUGUGGGCUUUUUGACCCUCCCUGACCGCUCUGCGUUCCCGAGAAUUGUAGGUUCAAAGGGUUCCAACGUCUCUCGCCUUCGAAACGAGACCGGAGCUGACAUUACGGUCGGGAGAGACAACAGUACUAUUGUCAUCAUUGGUAAGUCGGUUCACCUAUGCGAGAUCACUGUUUGACGUGGUACUUCAGGUUCUGAGUCUGCUGUUGAUGC